UUAAUGGGGAAAAAGAGCACGGGAGAGUCCCCUCCCGUUUCUGAGGGAGGUAACCUGAAGCAGCCCCUGGGAGAGUACAUCCAGUGGGAAGAAGCCGCACGGAAUUUGCUGGGUCUCAUAGAAGCCAUGGGGAACAGAAGCCGCCAGCCACCUGCACACGAGCACCCGGGCAGUCGCCAGCCUCCUUGGAAUUCAGACAGCAGCAGCAACUUCAAAGAUUUGGUAGACUCUCUGCUCCAGGUUGUCAACGUGAAGGAAGCCACCCCCAGCUGAACGGACAGUGACAGUGAUGGCUUCUCUCAAAGGAGAAAAACCAAACCCUUAAGAGACUGCAUUCUGCAAGCAUCAAUUCGACUGAAUCAUCAACAAGAUUUCCUCUGUGCAAAAUAUUUAACUAUUCUUGUAUCUUUUAACCUUGACCGAAUUUAUGAUUUUCAAGCAGCCUCUUCUGGUUUGAAUUUGUUUGCUGUGCACAAUUGUCCAAAAAGCGUCUUCCAAUCAAUGCUUUUAACAUCUAGGCUGUCUGUUGAUUAGAUUCAAGACCCUGAGCUGUUACCAUUCUCAAUAAAAGCUUAAACACAUUGUCCAAAA
Messenger RNA from Carlito syrichta (Philippine tarsier), 591 nucleotides. RefSeq names its product gastrin releasing peptide (gene GRP). Bases 4 to 273 code for a protein of 89 amino acids. The transcript has 2 exons. Lineage: Eukaryota; Metazoa; Chordata; Mammalia; Primates; Tarsiidae. The record is from RefSeq and is a predicted model, not a curated record.